This is a messenger RNA of Ananas comosus (pineapple), 1117 nucleotides long. RefSeq names its product zinc finger protein on ecdysone puffs. The transcript is spliced from 2 exons. The record is from RefSeq and is a predicted model, not a curated record. NCBI's taxonomy places the organism in Eukaryota, Viridiplantae, Streptophyta, Magnoliopsida, Poales, Bromeliaceae. The coding region runs from base 108 to 638 and encodes 176 amino acids.
AAACAUCCCCUCAUUCCUCAAUCCUUGGGCUUUCCGUAUUGCUCCCCAACCGAAAGAAAAGAAUAAUUUCAGCCGGCAAAUAAGAAAAUCAAUGCCACUUACACACGAUGCUGCCGCGUACAAUCCCCUAUGGACGCUGCCCUCCCGUCGUCGCCUCUCCCCCAAUCCACCCAACUGUUGCAGUCUUUUCCCACUUUCCUUCAUCAUCCUCGUCUUUAGAUGCUACUAAUGAUAGUGACAAUAACAGUAUCCGCAGCAACAGCAGGGGCCGCACAUGUCUACUCCCUCUGUUUCGCUUGUCGAGGAGCGGAGGAGGAAGGCUCUCUCCCCUGAAUGCCUCCGUAGAGAGGGAGAAAGAGGAAGAGAAAGAGGAAGAGGAAGAGGAGGAGGAAACUGGGUUUGAGAUCGACCGGCAGAAGGCCCGCGAGGCGCUGCGGAAGCUCGAUCAGCAGCUGCAGAGCCUCUCCCAGCCGGAAUCCCUCCCAAAGAAGAGGCCUCCCCCUGCUCUUCCCGGUGCUUACUAUUUUACAUUGGCUGAUUCACUCACAGUCAGAAGGCUGCAAGACAUUUCGGUCGAUUGGCUUGUUCUCUGUAAUGAAUUAGGCACGAAUGAUGUGCUAUUCCUUCCUGAAAUAUGAAGUUUUGGCAAAGUUGCAGACAAAGCAAAAGUACCUAUCCAUUUGAUGUGAAGUUAUGAAAUUUGCUGUAACUCCAUUUAAGGAUAAAUUUCAACUCCCUCAACACUGAACAAGAGAGGUAGUAAUUGGAUUUGAAUGUCACAAAAUCGUAGCCAACUGGACCUGUUACUACCUUUUUUUUGCUCAAAUUCACAAUAGAGAAUUGAAUCUCUCGAGUUACAAUGGGUUGGCAUUUAAGUUUGCCCAACAAAUGUGUCGUCCAAUUAGUGUUAGUGCAUACGACUUGCUUGAGAUUUCUGUAGUUCAUGGUUCAAUCUAAAGGUUCCAUAAUUGACACUUUCAUGUUUAUGAAAGCUAACUUAUUUGAAACCCGAAUCUUUCUUGAAGUUCCGAACAUUGGUAUUGGAUCAUGUUAUGGUCAAGUAUGUAACUCUUUUGUGAUACUCCUACUGCAAAACAAAAAUUCCCCUUUUAUUUUA